Messenger RNA from Anopheles gambiae (African malaria mosquito), 5489 nucleotides. RefSeq lists its product as uncharacterized. Bases 1020 to 3983 code for a protein of 987 amino acids. The record is from RefSeq and is a predicted model, not a curated record. The transcript is spliced from 7 exons. Gene Ontology annotation, cellular component: plasma membrane; signaling receptor complex. Gene Ontology annotation, biological process: protein phosphorylation; BMP signaling pathway; cellular response to growth factor stimulus. NCBI's taxonomy places the organism in Eukaryota, Metazoa, Arthropoda, Insecta, Diptera, Culicidae. Gene Ontology annotation, molecular function: transforming growth factor beta receptor activity; ATP binding.
AAAUUUGUGGUGCCGUACUGUGUGGUGCUGUGGACAAGAGACAAAACAAUAAACCCUUUCUCUCUCUCUCUCUCUCUCUCUCUCUCUCUAUCUCUCUCUUUCUCUGUCUCUUUCUUUCUCCCUCUUUCUUUCUCUUUAUCUCUCAUUUGCUCACCGCUGUGUGGUACGGAGCUUGCACGCGAGAAGAACGAAGAUCUCGAAACUGCGCAAGUGUGCAACACGCUGUCCCUUCGCGGAUACGCAGAGCGAAAAACACACAAAAAAAAUACAUACAGAUGUCUGCCCCAAUAGUACAGAUUCGCGUUUCGUCGGUUUCGGUCCGGUGUUGUGCAGGGUCGUAAAAUCGUUCCGUUCGAAGUGUUUGUACGCCGCAAAGGAGAGCAGCAAAAAAAAAAAUAAACAAAAAUGCAAUUCUGUAACUAAAAUACGUUGCACAAGCAGUGUGCAGUUUGCCGUAGCGAAAAAAAAAACAUACCGGGUAAGGGUUGCGCUUUGAUUUCAGCGAGAUUGAAGCACAUUGAUAGACGACGCCUUUUUUGGCCAUCCGAGCGAGAGAAAGAGAGAGAGAGAUUGAGAGGUCCCCCCCACUAGUGUGUUUUGCGGUGAAAAAAUCAAUAUCCUUGAAGGGAUGACGAACAGAGGGUUGCAACAGAGACGCCCUUAAAUACGCAGUAGCCUUUGCCAGAGGGGGGCGAUCGUCUGACAUUUUAGUGCAUUGAAUUUCUAAAGUGCCAGAGUCCGGCUGUGUUUCGGUGUAUCACAACUGACCCAAACACCCCGAACAUGACCUAUUACACUGGCGAUAAACAUUGUGAACCCACCUAAAGCAAACAACGAUAUAGAAUGUUGCCCCACGGCAGCAGUAAGAGCGAUUAAAGGGCGCUCGUGCAAGUGCGUGGAGCUGUGAACACCUCACAGAGGAAAUCAAUUCUAGUCCUCGUCAUAUUGCAAAUCCAGUAUUUGAAGUUGGUGUUUCCGAUCUAGUGAACAGCAGUAGCCUGCGUUGGCAAACAAGAAGAAUGCAUCGUCAGCGCCAUCUGAGUGUCGAACACUCAAAUAGCAGCUUCAAAGCUGCAAGGAGCUGCAAAGCAGCUUUCAAGAUGCAAAGACACGUGAUGUGUUUGGGAUUGUUGGUGGUAUUGGCAUGUUCGAUUACCGGAGGGCAAGCAAAUCCACUGAAAAACCGCUGUCUACAGUUUGGGACGACGUCCACUACCAACACGCAGCAGCAGAACGGGCAGGAGUUUGUCGACGAUUACGACAGCUACGACGAUCAGCCGGAACCAUCGGAUGAGCCCGUGUUCGAAAAGAACGUUUCCACCGUCGCCACCUGUUCCCGCACGGCACCGUUCUGCUACACGCUGUGGACGUUCGACAUCGUGAAGAACGUAACGCGAGUGGUUGUGCAAGGAUGCUGGGGAUCGAACGACGAUCAGGAAUCGUGCAGCAGCAACGAGUGCAUCAGCACGACGGAAACACCCACCCGGCACUUCUUUUGCUGCUGCAGAGGCGAUAAUUGCAACGGCAACUUUAGCUACCUGCCGCCACCAACCGCCGCGGACGGGUUGAGCAUGCGGGACGAGAACGAAAGCAUUACGCCGUUCGCACCGUACACCUCGAUCUGGAGCUCGCCGACGGUGUACAUCUGCUUUGCGCUGGUCGCCAUCAUGACGCUCGGCAUCGGUGGGUUCCUCAGCUGCCGCCAGCUACCGAAGAAGGGUACCGGUGAGCUGCUGGAGCACAUGGAACCGUCCGGCCCGGGCUACAGCUCGAAUCUCUACAACGUCGACAAUCUGAAGCUUGUGUCGAUGAUCGGGCAGGGCAAGUACGGGACCGUUUGGAAGGGUAUCGUAAACGAGAAGCCAGUGGCGGUGAAGAUCUUUUCCGCCCAGCAUCGGCAGUACUUCCUCAACGAGCGUGACAUCUACACGGUGCCACUGAUGGAAUCUCCUUCUCUAUUGGCAUAUUUCGGAUCGGACGAGCGCCGCACGCUGGACGAUCGUAUCGAGUACAUGCUGGUGCUGUCCCUAGCCCCGCUCGGCUGCCUGCAGGACUGGCUGACCGACAACAGUGUGCCGUUCAGCACCUUCUGCCGGAUGGGCAAAUCGAUCGCCAACGGGUUGGCCCACCUGCACACCGAGAUCCGGAAGGGAGAGCUGGUGAAGCCGUGCAUCUGCCACCGGGACCUGAACUCGCGCAACAUUCUCGUCAAAUCGGACCUGUCCUGCUGCAUCGGCGAUCUGGGCUUUGCGCUGAAAACGUUCGGCGCACGGUACGAGUACCGGGGCGAGAUAACGCUCGCCGAGACGAAGAGCAUCAACGAGGUCGGCACGGUGCGCUACAUGGCGCCGGAGGUGCUGGAGGGCGCAGUGAACCUGCGCGACUGCGAGUCCGCCCUCAAGCAGAUCGACGUGUACACGCUCGCGCUGGUGCUGUGGGAGCUGGCGAACCGGUGCGAAGAUUUCUACCCCGAGGGCACCACCGUCCCGGAGUACCGGGCACCGUACGAGGAGUACGUCGGCUCGAACCCGAACUUUGAGCAGAUGCAGGUGCUGGUAUCGCGCAACAAGGCGCGACCCACCUUCCCGGCCCACUUCGGUACCGGGCUGGUGACGCAGAUCGUGCGCGACACGUGCGAGGACUGCUGGGACCACGAUGCGGAAGCUCGCCUGACGGCCAUGUGCGUGCAGGAGCGGCUGCAGGAGGUGGCGCAGAUCAACCCGCGGGCCCGCACCAUGCCGCCAAAGGGCUGCAGCCACGACGAUGGCCCGGCGCUGGAGAAGGCCCAGCUGUAUCAGCUGGAGAGCGACGGUACGGCCAUCGCCGCGAUGAUGGGGCACCAGCGCUACAGUCCGGACGGCACGAUCGCAUUCAUGACACCGCCGAACCAGCAGAUCAUCCCUCAGGUACCGCCGGCCGGGUACCGGGAGGACACGACCGGCUCGUACAAGUACGGUAAGCUGUCGUCGUCGGGCGGUGCCAGCUCGACCACGCACAGUGGCGCACCGUCCCGCUCGCAGUCGGACGAGGACGAACAGCAUACGGUCGGGCGAAAAGGACUCGCCCCACUAAUACAGCGGGGGGAAGGCUCGUUCGAGGGAAAGGCAAUGCCGCCCGGCAAAGGGCUGGGCGGGAGCGUGAAGGUAAUGCUGCAGAAAACAUUCCACAAGAAUCAUCUCGCGGGCGUAACCGCACCGUCGCUAGUGCGCCACGCGUACGAUGUGCAACAGAAAUGUGACGAUACGGACGGUGAUCGGUCCAACCUGGUCGUGGUGGUCGAAACCAGUGACACGUGCUCGCCGCGCAAUGCAUUGCUCUCAGAGGAAGAGAUCCUGAUGAAUCAUCACAACAACCAGCAGCAGCAUCAGCAGCAGCAGCAUGUGCAACAGCAGCACGUUCAACAGUCUGGCGGUGUGGAACGUCCCACGAAUCUGGACCUCGGUACGGGCAAGUACGAGAGCAACCUACUGCUGCACGAACCACAUUCCGUCGGCAAUGUUACCGCCACCGAAGGUGCCGUUAGUGCGCGCGGCCGAGCCAAAGCGCUUGCCGAUGCAGAUUUCACCAGACAGUCGUUCGCCAUACUGGACGAGAUGGCGGUGGACGACGACGGCGCUACCGUGGAUGAACAUCACGACCCGCAGAAGCUACGCAUCGUCGUUUCCAAAUCGGCCAAUGCCAUGCAUCCGCCCAGAGGGUCGAGACACACCCGGCAAGGAUCUGAAGCAUCGUCGCCACCGCCCUUUCUGGACGAUCGGUCCCUGAAGCGGCAGCGUUCGCUAGAAGUGUUUCAGGAGGUGUUCGGCCCGAAGGGUAGCAUCGAGCGGCUGCGCAAUCCUAGCCAGCGCGUCAAGACACCGGGCGAUGUACCGCCCUCGGUGCGGAAGGUGCGUGCAUCGAAGACGCUGUCGCUCUAUGACGACCGGAUGAUGACGGCGACGGUGGCACCCGGGAGCGGAACUCGCUUAGCAAACUCCGUAUAGCACGAGGAGGUGCUGCUGCUGGAGCUGUAAACGAUUCCGUAUGCGCGAUGCGCGGCUUUGGGAAGUGCUGGGGAGAACCUUUUGCCUCCACUCUGGUGCAAUUAGUCCCACAGAUUGCCCAAUCAAAGUCAUUAGGCUUAUUUUUACUCACUAGUCGAUUGAUCAGACCCCCUUCAGUCUAUGGAGCCGAUAUGACUCUGUCAUUGGUGGGUCCCAGGUUUGAAGAUGGCUUUUUUUUCAUUGAGCCGAAUUUGCCGUUGGCCACGUUAAAGUGUGUCUGGAGAUAGAGGGCGUAACUUUCAAAAAGACAAGCUCCGGUGGCCUUUCUCUUAUUUAUUACCUGCCUGCCAUCAGUUUGCUUCCAGCGGAUGCCUUUUAUAUGAACUAAUUUAUCUCACUGUGCACUCAGCGGCUCUUCAGCAAAACUGGGCGGCCAAUGGCCUUCCAAGGUUUUAGUGGAAAAAUUGUGCUUAUCAAGAGGACAUGAUAGGAAAAGCUCAAUAUCUCAAUAUUGGAAUUAUUAAAAAGAUGCAGAACGUGUCUAAUUAGUCAUGUUUGGACUGGACCUGAAUAAAUUCCUUUCAGUAGCAUAAUCCUUUAUGGCCAGUAUACAUCUGCGGAAGAUUCUAAUGCAAAGAAGCAUUUUCAUUAUUUCCUAUCAUAAAUAAUGAAGCUACAGAACUUUAAAAGUAUUUGAUAUGCUCCAAAUGAUACUCUUUGAUAUGCGCAAUGCCUUGGAGAAAGGAUUGCAAAGACAUCCUAGACCUGUUCAGGUGGGUGCUCCAGUAAAGAAUGCCGGGAAGCUGUUGCACACGCUAAGCAGCAACAGUGCGCCGUAAGCCGUAAUGGACUGAUGUGUAAUGCCACACCACAUUACACACAACAAGGUGUGAGGUUUUUGUUCCACACCAACACGACAGUGGUAGAAGUAGUAAAACAAACACCCGUAAAACAAGGGUAAUUCUUACUCACUUUAUAGAAGUUUGGAUCUCUUCGAUCCUUCAUUAAAGGACAUUACGUAGAGAAUGUAGUCAAAAGGCCGAGUAGAGAGAGAGUAAGAGAGCUAACCAAAGGGCUGACAAAAGACGAGGUCUGGUAUGCCAGCUAAAAGCAAAACAAAACCUCGGCAAAUAGAAGUAGGUGUACUAAGUAAGUGUCUCUAAUUACGAUGCAUGGGUUUCAUGUAACCUUGUGUCGAUGCUAUAUUGCCAUUGCACGUGCUACCACCCACUGCACAACUACGAGUUGUUUCAACUUUGAGUGUUUUUUUAGUACUUUCCGUUGAAACUAGUGAUAACGAUAUUAUAUAUAUAUAUAUGAACUACGCAUGAAUGAUGAACAGUAUUCCCUGCGCAAAGGAGGGGUGGCAUUAACAGACAGGGCACUCUAUUCGUUCAAUACCACAACCACACCAAAACGAUAAUGAUAAUGUGGUCAUACAACACUUGAGAAUAAAAUGGUUAGCAAAAACAAACAAGUAUUACUAGUAAUGCAUAACACAACCUA